Messenger RNA from Fonticula alba, 1328 nucleotides. RefSeq lists its product as hypothetical. The coding region runs from base 160 to 1311 and encodes 383 amino acids. The record is from RefSeq and is a predicted model, not a curated record. NCBI's taxonomy places the organism in Eukaryota, Rotosphaerida, Fonticulaceae. The transcript has a single exon.
CCCUCUCUCUCCCUCCCUCCCUCCUUCCCUGUCUCUCUCGACAGCGGGAGCAGUUUGCUCAUCCGGUCGAUGAUGGGUGCGCGCUAGGGGCGGUUGCCAUGUGGGCCUGGCAGUGGCCACCGGAUUCGAGUGCCAUGCGAGCAGGAUGCCGGGUGCCCCAUGGCAGCGGCCACCGUGGGUGGGGUCAUUUUGCCCCCGACAGCCGCGGGCGUUGGCCGUCUUGCAGUGCCCUGUCGCGCGCCAUGGGGCCUGGCACGCCUCGGGAGCCUGGGUGUCGGCGUCAGCCGGCCCGGAACCCCCGGGCCCGGGCCGACGCGUGUGCCGUGCCUCGGGGCGCCACUUGGCACCGGCCGGCCAUCCCGGGGGCGUGGUGCGCUUUCUCCCUCGCCCUCGCGUGCCUGCGCCCUGGGGCUGUCCUCCGCCUGGGCUGUGGGUUUGCGUCUUCAUGUGAAGCGCGCCGGCAUGCGGGCCCCCCCUCCCGGGCGCAUCGCCGCCGUAGCCCCGGUCGCGUGGACCGCGCCCCGCCACUGCUCUUGCCUGUCGGCCAUGCCCAUGGUUUCUCCGGCGCCUCUGUCGGUGUGUCUGCCGCGCGCGCACGCGCGCAUGUGCCUGCGGGCCCCCUUGCCUGCCGGCCGGGCUGGCCCGGGCCGUGGGACCGGGCUUUCGCUGCGGCGGUGCCUCCCCGGCCGGCCGCCUGACCCGGGUCCCUGGCCGGGGCGAACACACCUCGGGGCCGAGGUCGCGCGGCUGCACCGGGCCCCCCCGUCCAUGACAUGCAUGUGGGUCCGCGCCCGGCGCAUGCCCGGGGGGGGAUGGGCCUCCCAGGCGGGGGAGGGCGAGACGGCCUGGGCAUCGACUCCCGGCGUGCUUGGGGCUGGGUCGGCGCUCGGCCGCAACAUCCGGCGGUUCGUGUGCCUCUCCUCGCGCCGGUCGGCUGCUCUCGGCCUCUUUGUCGGUUUGUCCGUGUGGGUGUCUACGCGUCGGCAUGUGCCGGCGUGGGAGCGGUCGGCGCCUGGCGGGCGUCGGCACAGCCGGCCGGCCUGCCCUGCCAUGCUCGGCUCCGCACGGCAGCCUCUUGCGCUGGGGAGCGCCCGGCCACAUGGCUGUGAGGGGGGACCCUUCUCCUGGGGCUUGGGCCCGGCCGGGAGCGCGUCGGCGUCACAUCAGCCGAGGGCCGAGCCCUGCGUGUGUCGCCGGCCAUGCCGGUCCCAGGGGGACCUUCCCUGGCCGGGAAAAGGGGCCAGGUCAUGUGCCAGUAGAUGCCGAGGAGGCAGCCACCGCCGCGCCUGGCGAGGCGGUGGCCCGGCGUGAGCCGGGGGAGCAGAGGC